AUGAGGCGUAUGGUUAAAAGUCAUAACUUCAAUUUAACAUUAUAAAUCUGAAAGAGGAUACAAUCAUACAAAAUGAUUGGUCGCGUGCAUUUUGUUCGAUGGAUGCAUCAACCAAAAUCGAUGCAUAUAAGAUCGGCGAUCCAUUAUUCAUCAGAUGCAACAUCAAACACUACAAAUAACACAGAUAAUUUUCUUAAAUAUGAUUCAGAUCCAUCCAAGCAAUUUUUGCAGAAAACAAAUCGUGAGCUCAUGUAUUCACUGACAACGCUACAAAUUGAUCGUGUAUUUGCAACGCAACCCAAACCAUUUGAACGACCAACGUAUCAUUUUUAUUCAGCAGAAGAGGUGAAAAAUAAAUUGUCUGGAGCAUUACGACAGGCAAAACGUUUACUAGCCAUACCACCAAUUUUGCCGAUUGAAGAAGAUAACAUCCAGGUGUUGGCGAAAGAUCCCGAAGUGCAAGGUUAUACAAAAGCAAAAUUUGUAUUUUGUGACACAACAUUUGGUUUAAAAGAUCGAGAUCGAACCGUUAUGAUUCGACAUCCAACUGGUGUAUUAGAAACUGCCGAUCAAUUGACAAAACGUCGUGUAAUUGAAACAUAUUUUCCAUUCAAUGGUCGUCGUAUAAUAACGCCACGAAUGUUUUUCGGUGAACACCUUCAGCGUCUCUUAAACGAAGGUAAAUAUUUAUUUGUGCUAAACCGAGCUACUGUCCAAUUUGAACCGUUCGAAAAGGAUUAUCAUCGUGUCACAAGUUUAACGUAUCAACACAUCAAUAAACAGAAGGCUUUUGAUUCCUUACGAUCGACGCGUCAUUUUGGUGCGAUGGCCUUCUUUUUGGCAUGGCAUAAAUUAAUCGAUAAUUUGGUAAUUGAUUGUAUUGAACGUGAUUAUCUACGUAAUGCUGUUGAGGCCAUUUGUUUGAUGUACAAUAUAAAUAAAAUCCCAUACGAUGUAUACAUUUUGGAUCAAUUAAAACGAUAUCCAAAACGUGAUCACGAAUAUUUCUACUCGAAAAUAAUCGACAGCAAGGAGCACGAUAUUGAUUUUGAGAUUGAAAAAGUUGCCGGCAAAAAUGAGGAUGACUUAAAAUGCGACGAAAUUUGCUUGAAUUUCCUCGAUGAAUAUUGUAAAUCGUCAAAUGUUACUAAAACAAAUGAAAUCAAAGCCACAAUACAAACCUAUCGAGAAUUGGCCGAAGAGAAACGACGACUUUUACAAGGAUUACAAAAAGCUCAUGGCAUUAAUUAUUCGUUCAAAGCACAGAUAAUAAUGGCCGACGACCGAGUGUCGUAUUUGUAUCAACGCGAUGCGAGCAUCGAUCGUAUGUAUCGUCCACGACCAAAGAACUGUACACGAAAUUUGUAUAAAGAAAUCGAAGAAGAUGAAGAGAUUGAAAAUUUGAUGCCAAACGGAAAUUCUGUGAUAAAUUCAACGUCGUCAAAUAGUUCGGACACCGAUACGGUGGACACACAGGCAUCCGUAUUUUUGCGAUUGUGCCCAGUUAAACUGCCAAGUGUACAAUACGAAGCUGAAAAUAAUCUAUUGAAAGUGUUGCCCGUUAAAUUGGCUGCAACGAAUAACAAAGAUUUGACCGAAAAACAUUUUGAAUUUUCAAAGAUAUUUCACAACGAUGCAACCCAAUUGGAUAUUUACAAUCAAUUGGUGCAAUCAUCCAUACAAAACAAUGAGAGUUUGACAGUUUUAACAUAUGGCACCAGUGGUUCAGGUAAAACAUACACAAUGUAUGGAACCGAAACAGAUGCUGGCAUUGUUCAACGUGCACUCACCCAAAUAUUCACCAAUAAUAAGAAUAUCAUUUGCCCGACAGCGGCGGCCAAACUUGAAAAUGGAAAUAUUUCAAUGGUGUCAGAGCCAAAUGCAAAUGCCGAGCUAGAGUUAAAACGGAAAUUCAUUCGAAAAAAUACAAUGGCAAAAAAUCAACAAAUUAUUGAAAAUAUUCGCAUUGAACAUGGUUUCGAACCGAUUCAAAAUCAAUGGCAACAUUGUUUCGUAUGGAUAUCAUUUGCUGAAAUUUACAAUGAAAAUGUGUACGAUUUGCUGCGAUUGGAUGCAACGAAGCGUGAAAAUUUAAAGAUUAUCGGAAACGAUGGUAAUUCAUUCAUUAAAGAUUUGACAUCCGUUUAUGUGGUGACGCCAAGUGAAGCAAUCGACGUUAUCAAUGCCGGUUUGCAACAAGUCAACUAUGCAUCGACAAAUAUAAAUAAGAAAUCAAGUCGAUCGCAUUGUAUUUUGAUUCUAAAUGUGAUUCAUUUUUCAUAUCCCGAUCGAUUCUCAAAUAGCAUAUACAAGUUUUGUGAUUUGGCCGGUUCGGAGCGCUUAAAAAAGACUGAAAAUGUUGGUGAACGACUUAAAGAAGCCCAACGAAUCAAUACAUCGUUGAUGGUAUUGGGUCGCUGCUACGAUCUUAUGUACCAAAAUCAAAAUUCGAAAUCGAAAGAAGUGUUGCCAUUCCGUGAGUCAAAAUUGACCAUGUUGCUGCAGAAAUCAUUGUUGGGCCACGAAAAGAUCACAACAAUUGUUACAAUGGCACCAAAAUUGGAUUUCAUGGAAGAAAAUUUGCACGUUCUUAAUUUUGCAUCGAUUGCACAACAAAUUGUUUUUAAACAACCAAAACAAGAGGUAAGCAAUAAACGAGCCGCACGAAGUACACGAUUUUCAUGGUUUAUGCCGUCGUAUUCGAACGAAGACGGUUACCGUGAUGAUAUAAAUGAUUUGAUCAAGGAGAAUGAACGCUUGGAAGACGAACUCUUUGAUCUGAAAGACAAAAUGGAGCAAAUCGUUCAAGAAUAUAGCCAUCGAGAACAAGAGGUACGAAAACAAUUAGUGGCCGAACGUGAAGAACAAGUGAAUCGAGAAAAGGAGAAAGCCAACAGACAUAAAGCAUUCAUUGAAUCCAAGUCCAAAGAAAAGAUUGAUCAGCUUGAGCGAACUAAUGCCAAGCUACAACAACGACUUGAUGAAUUAAAAGGAAGUAACAAGGAAUUGAAACGAAAAAAUAAGGAAUUAAAACGAAUAGUGUGCCAACAACAACAAUCAGCCUCGUAUAAUCAUUUGGACAGCGAAGACGAUGAAGAUAGUGAUGAUGAGGAUUCAGAUGAUGGCGAGGACUCGGCAAACGAUUCGAGUGAUGUCGCUGUAGUUGAUGACUUGGAUAGUUCAGUUGAGAAAAGGCGACGUCUUGACUGAUCAAUGAUGAUCAAAAAAAAAACAUAUACCUCCUUGAGGAGUAAAUAUACAAUACAUUUUAUACACUUUAACAUUGUCUCAUUUUGGUGGUCAUUUUUAAUGUCCUAUCGUUCCAUAUACAUAGUUUUCAAAAAAAUCUUUCAUCUUUCAAAUGUUAAGGACCAAACAUUCAUCUGGCGAAUAAAUAAAACAUAAACAAUUAA
Messenger RNA from Contarinia nasturtii (swede midge), 3413 nucleotides. RefSeq names its product kinesin-like protein subito. The coding region runs from base 73 to 3210 and encodes 1045 amino acids. The record is from RefSeq and is a predicted model, not a curated record. NCBI's taxonomy places the organism in Eukaryota, Metazoa, Arthropoda, Insecta, Diptera, Cecidomyiidae. The transcript is spliced from 6 exons. Gene Ontology annotation, biological process: microtubule-based movement. Gene Ontology annotation, cellular component: microtubule; kinesin complex; nucleus. Gene Ontology annotation, molecular function: microtubule motor activity; ATP binding; microtubule binding.